This is a messenger RNA of Spathaspora passalidarum NRRL Y-27907, 1628 nucleotides long. RefSeq lists its product as uncharacterized. Lineage: Eukaryota; Fungi; Ascomycota; Pichiomycetes; Serinales; Debaryomycetaceae. Bases 49 to 1359 code for a protein of 436 amino acids. Gene Ontology annotation, molecular function: protein binding. The transcript has a single exon. The record is from RefSeq and is a predicted model, not a curated record.
AAUACUACGUAGUUAUCACUCACAACCUUUUUGCAACUAUCCACUUCAAUGGAGAAGAAUAAUCCAUUGCUUCCAUUUGCAUUCACCAGUUCUGUCAUCAAUGACAUCAACCCUUUGAACACUACCCCACGGGCAAGAACUGUGAUUGAUGAGAAUGCCUCUAGUCGAUACCACACGAGAACGACCCAUUUGGUCACACCUGAACUGGAUAGACGAGUCCCACUAGGUGAUAGAAUAGUUCCCAGUCUUAAGAGAAAGUUGACCAGUUUUAAUGAGCGAGAUGAUAUCAAAAGAGCAGAUAUUGAAUUGCCUACUGAAAUAGACGAUCACGAGGAACUACCACCCAGCUCACCACCCGUUGAAAUCCCGUUGAUGUCGGAGUUUGACUUUUCCACCACAACACAUGCGGUUCCUGAGUCGCCCAAGCAUAUCCAUAAUUUACCCAGUGAGCCCGAUGUGAUCUUACCCCAUCGAAACAUUAGUUCUGAUGCCGACUUUGGCAUUGAUCGGUUCAAUCGGUUCAAAGUCAGUUUCAACGACUUGCCCUCGUCCAACGCCGACGAUGAAUACAAAGACACAGGCUUCAACAAGGCGAGACUGGUCAUCUUGGAGGCAUUUGAGAGUAUCGAGACGGUCAUCAAUUUGCAGUCGAUGAACCUCCAUGACCUCCCCAAUGAAAUUAAGGAUUUGAACAACUUGGUGAUAUUCGAUACUGCAUCCCCCAGCUACGAGCUCUACUUGUCCCACAAUAAACUCACGACGUUGCCUCCUUCGUUGUUCAAGUUUACCAAGUUGAACGUGUUGGUGCUUCGACAUAACAAGAUCAGUCGUAUUCCUCCCUUGAUUGAAAAAUUAACCAACUUGACGGAUUUGACGUUGAGUACAAACAAAAUCUCCUGGUUGCCAUACCAGUUAUUGCAUUUGCCAAAACUUCAAACGUUCCUGGCUGGACCUAAUCCGUUGAUGAGAAUACCCGAAGACGACGCCAUAGAGUGCAACUACACAUUAUCAACUCAUGAAUGUCAUCACAGAACUAGCAUAAACUAUCUAUCACCACACAAGUCGAAGGUACCUUCAUUGAAGAGCUUGUGUUUGGACAAGAUAGCAAAUUACGACAUAACAUACAAGGAAACGAGGAUUUGGAAACAGCAAACGCCCAAGGUGUUCCACACGCUCAUGGCCAAGGCCAUAGCCCAGGGAAAACAGAGAGAUACGUGUAAUCAAUGUAGCUUAAUUGUGGUUGAACCUGUGGCUGAGGUAUUUGAGUGGUGGGAUAUUCUUGAGAAUCGCAACAUCCCUAUUCGCAAACAAUUCUGUUGUCAAGGUUGUGUUGACCGGUACCUCAAUCUGCUAGAUUAAGUUUUUUAUAAUUGUUGGAAGUUUAAGUUUAAGUUUAACUUGGAUAGCUAAUAUCGCUGUAGCUAUUGCCUGGUAGAUAUGCGUAGACAGCUUACUUUACUGUGAUCUAUCUCUAGCCAGCACAGUCUGCCAACUAGCACAGUCUGCCAACUAGCACAGUCUGCCAACUAGAACAGUCCAUAUGCGCAGUAGACCACACUCGUAUAGCAAGUCGCAGUUGCACCCAAAAAAUGCGGAACCCUUUUAGGAGGCGUUGUCACACGCGCGGG